AUGGCUUUCAUCCGUCUUUAUCAGCCAGAGGACUUUGACGCCGCGGCGGACAUCUGUCGUGCCACGCUCCCCCCGUCAUUGAGCCCGUUCCCUCACGCCUUGCGCCUGGCCCCCUACAUCUGGACCCACCCUUAUACGCUGCUGUCGUCCUCGACGUGCUACGUUCUUGACGAUGGCAAUGGGAGGGCAGUCGGCUACUGCAUCGGAUGUCCCGACGUGAAGGCCUUCGGGGCGGUGUAUGGACGAUACGUCAAAGAGGUGCUUGAGCCUUCGACAGAGGUCGAGGCACCGCGGUCUAGGGAUUUCAGGGAGCCGUGGGCCAUCAAUGGGGAGGUGAAUGAGCAGGCCCUGCUGCAGCUCGCGCAUGAUUUUGACAUGGCUGUUCUUCAGGGCAAGGAGAUCUUGUGGGAAACGCACCGGGCCACAAUGCACAUUGACCUGCUGGAGGAGUGGCAGGCCAAAGGGUGGGGGAGGAAGCUGGUCGAGGCAUUCGUGGAGAGCCUCAGAGAACAGAAAGGCUAUGAGCAGGGCAUCCACAUUGGGAUUGCUGGCGACAACGGCAAGGUCGUUGCGUUUUACGAGAAAGUUGGGUUCCGGCUGCAGCCGGGCGGGGAGAAGUGGGGGGGGUUUUGGAUGCUGAAGGACCUCGAGUGA
This is a messenger RNA of Verticillium nonalfalfae, 654 nucleotides long. RefSeq lists its product as uncharacterized. Lineage: Eukaryota; Fungi; Ascomycota; Sordariomycetes; Glomerellales; Plectosphaerellaceae. The transcript is spliced from 2 exons. Bases 1 to 654 code for a protein of 217 amino acids. The record is from RefSeq and is a predicted model, not a curated record. Gene Ontology annotation, molecular function: acyltransferase activity, transferring groups other than amino-acyl groups.